AUGCAUAUCCAAAUUUAUAUAGAAGCAUUGGAAGCAGUGAAUACAGAGUGGAAACAAUUCAUCCAGCAAAUCUCAGUAUCAACCAAGAGGAAAGAAGAAGACCGAUACCUUCAAAUGAACGACGAUGGAACAGGUAUUAUUGAUUUAAUUUUCCAAGCAAAACAAACGGUAGUUAGCUUAAAAAUGUAUCAAAGCGACUCGGAAUUCAUAUUGCAACGCUUGAACGUAAGGGAAGAAACAGUUCAAUCCAAAGAAUCCACAAAAGCGGUUAAAUACCCUGCAGGGUUACGAUGUAACUCCGGAGAACUACAGCAUCAUAAGAAAUGUUCUCGUCGAAAGAUUCGGGCAGCCUCACGCAUCAAAAGCGCUCUAUUCAAUGAAUUGUACUCCAUCAAAAGGAACCACAAAGAAUGGAAAGUAACACUUAAGGCCUUGGAGCGAACACUCCGACAAUUGGAGGCUAUCGAACAGAUUUACAAAAAGAGGAGGCAGGAAUCGUGGUCCGUUACCAAACUGCGAAAUUUCCUCACGGAGUUUACAUCAGUAAACGAAGAAGUAGCACAAAGCCAAUCCCUGUAUUAUAGAGGGAAUGAGAAGAACCAAUUUUCAACAAAAGAAACGCCAAGACCACGAUACAAUCCCAGUGAGACUUCAGCCUUAACAACCGCCAUUACCGAGAAAUCCACCACAACCAGAACUGAAAUAGGAGUAGAAAUCGGAAGAGAUCGUACAAUGUUGCUCGAAGCGAAUAUCAUGGACUAUCCAACAAACAAACUACAAGUAGCCAACUUAUAUGAAAGCGAUAUACGAUCCCUCAAAGGAAGCCCAACAAUUAAUCCACAGUGA
Molecule: messenger RNA, 846 nt
Organism: Acanthocheilonema viteae
Lineage: Eukaryota; Metazoa; Nematoda; Chromadorea; Rhabditida; Onchocercidae
Source: the annotation of a GenBank genome assembly